AUGUCUAAGCAUCCAGAUGUCCAGGGGAAUCAAUACUCUGCAUAUAGCUUUUUGGCAGUGUCAGUCCCCCCAGUGAUGAAAAAAAAAAAUCAUGUUAUCUUCUUGUUGGAUGGAUCUGAUGACACUAGAAAUGGCUUCCCAGCUGUGCAAGACUUUGUCCAAAGAGUUCUGGAGACACUCAGUGUGGAUGACAACAAAGACCAUGUCUCAGUGGUUCAGUACAGCAUAAGCUCAACUGUCGAACUCAAUCUGAACACAUACACCACAAAAGAAGACAUCCUUCAAGCUGUCAGAGGGUUAACACACAAAGGUGGAGAAACCCGCAACACUGGAGCAGCUCUCCAGUACUUGAUUGAAAAUGUCCUCACGGCCUCUGCCGGAAGCAGGCUCCAGGAAGGAGUUCAGCAGAUCCUCUUUUUGAUAAGUGGUGGAAGGUCCUCUGACAGUGUGGAUGCACCAGCCUCCGCUCUCAAACAGAUGGGUGUCUUGACCUUCGCAAUUGGAACCAGGGGUGCUGAUAGCGGUGAACUACUGAAGAUAGCCAGUUUUGCUUCUACUGUUGAAGAUUUCACUGAGCUUCCCAAUGUCCACGAGAAGCUCUACUAUGCAGCUAGUUUACUUACCGUUCCAAACUCUGCCUUUAAUUGUCCUUGA
Molecule: messenger RNA, 654 nt
Organism: Xyrichtys novacula (pearly razorfish)
Lineage: Eukaryota; Metazoa; Chordata; Actinopteri; Labriformes; Labridae
Source: the annotation of a GenBank genome assembly